UUCAUGAACCUUGACGAUAUCUAUAAUUGGUAUAUAUAUGCAUUCAAAUUACAGGAUCCUUAGUCAUAGUCAAAAUUAUCCAGGAAAACAUCAAGAAUCCUAACCAAGAACUAUUGCAUCUUAUAAACCACUUGAAGCAAAAGCUUAAUUUCAUAUAGUGAUUAAAGCCACUGCAGAGUACAUCAAAGAGAAAAUGCUAAAUGGAAAUGUAACAUUACAAAUUGAAUACUUUAGGGUGUCAAUAUGAAAGAGUUAGGAGCAUUUACAAUGGAAGUUAAUUCAGAUUAUGUUAAACCACUCUAACAUUCAGGAUUUAAUAUGACUCAAGAUUUGGGAAUUCAAAGAGCAGAAAGAAAACAUGUUCAUUAGAUAAGGUAGAUAAUUAUUAUUAUAGAUUUAGACCAUGUUUUGUUCCUGACAAUUCUUUUAAAUAUUUUUUGGCUCGUUAUCCUGGAAAAGAGGAAAUAACAAAACCAUUGAGUUAACAUUCCAUUUAUCAAAAAGGAUUUGGAAUGAACUUCUGUAAUGCUGGUCCUAUUGCUGCAUCUUGGUAAUGAAUUAUAUUUAUAAUAUUAGUUAUUUAGGUAAGGAUGUUGUAUAAUGUAUACAUAAUUCAUUGAUAAAGGCAAUUCAUGAUUUAACUAGAUUAGGACAUAAUUUAAAUAUAGAUUUUGGAUUCAUCAAAAUCACUGUUUAAAAUAGAGAUCUUAAAUAUAAAUAUGAAUAAUCAUUUAUUAAUCGAUUAAAUUAGACAGAUUAUGAACUCAAAGUAUAUAAAUAUUAAUUAUUAAGAUGCGUUAAUCUGAUUUAGCUACAUCUUAACAUUGGACAACCACUUAUUAAGAGAAAUGGUCUAAGAGCACGUAUAUAUAAUUAAAUAAUAUAAUAGUUUAAAUAAUUUAUUAACACGUCCAAAUGCAGGUUAAGUAUAGGAUAAUUAUGAAAAAUCUAUGGCAUUGAAAAUUAUGUCACUUGAUCUCAAUACAGCUGAAAAAACAGAUUAUAGUAAAAAAUAGAAAGUUCAAUUACCAUCAUUAAAUAAAUGAG
Molecule: messenger RNA, 1047 nt
Organism: Paramecium pentaurelia
Lineage: Eukaryota; Ciliophora; Oligohymenophorea; Peniculida; Parameciidae
Source: the annotation of a GenBank genome assembly